Molecule: messenger RNA, 1339 nt
Organism: Microbotryum saponariae
Lineage: Eukaryota; Fungi; Basidiomycota; Microbotryomycetes; Microbotryales; Microbotryaceae
Source: the annotation of a GenBank genome assembly
AUGGCCUCAACCUCCAACGCACGCAUGCAACUGUUGACGCCUUCAGACUUACGGCUCGACUCUCGGCUCCCUCUCGAACUGCGCUCGCUCUCGUUCGAGAUCCUCCCCUCGCCGCCGACGGUCCCGUCGACGUCCUACGCCCUCUCGGCUCCUUCGAACCCCGACGGAUACGCGCUCGUUUCCCACGGCCUGACCACCGUCUCUUCCUCCGUUCUGGGCCCCCGCGAACCGAGUCGAUCGGGCCCGUUCUCUGGUUCUGGAGGAGGUGCAGGAGCAGGAGCAGGCGGAUCGGCGGCAGGCACGGCGAGCGGCCCGACGCAUGGGAACGGCGCUAGGAGUGGGGACAAAGCGAGGGUCAACGUAGAGGUUGGAGUGGCCGCUUGGACGGAGAGACUGGGGAGGAAGGCCAGGACGGAGGAACAUCCCAGUGGGAUCAGGGCCAAUGCCAAGGAUAGGUCAGUGCAUUGGAAUCGUGCAUCUUCUUCCAUGUCUUUGCAAUGUGGCACGACCGCACAACCAGGCCAAGAGCUGACUAGGACCCCUAUCCCUAUCUCCUCCAGACGAACCGUCGAGUUGGCCGCUUCCCUGAAGGCCACAUUCGAACCCGUGCUCCUACUCCACCUCUACCCACGGUCUUCGAUCGACAUUUACAUUCAAGUGCUCGAAGUCGAUGGAGGUGCGAUUCCAACCAAGUUUCAUCUUUGAAACCACCGCUAACUUUCUCCCACCAUUUUCCAUCUCUCCCCCUCGACAGCCCUCUUACAAGCCGCCAUCAACGCCACAACCUUGGCCCUCAUCGCCGCCGGCCUGCCCCUAACCGACUACAUCUGUUCCCUCUCCCUCGCCUCCUACCCCUCCAUAUCCCCCCUCGCCCCUCCCCAGAUCCCCCCCUUCGAGCUCACCUCCCCGCCCGUACAUCAUUCCAACGACCCCAAACGCUCCAGAGGAUCAGGCUCCACGACCUUGUUGGAUCUGACCCAGGCGGAAGAACAGGCUUUACCGAAUUUGACGGUGGCGGUCUUGCCGAGGAGUGGCAAGGUUACGCUCGUUGGGUUGGAGAGUAGGCUCGGAGUGGGCAGGUUCGAGGAGAUGCUGAGGUGGGGGGUCGAGGGCGCCAAGGUUGUGCAGGGGGCUAUGGAGGAGGUGAGUUGCUUGGCAUCGUUGGGAUAUGAACGACAAGAGAGAGAGACUGACUUUGGUCCUCGCGAUUCUAUGCCCGUCUCUACAGGCCGUUAGUACAUGGGCGGCCAACCUCGCUAAACCGAGUCGAAGCCUCAAGCACCUCUUCCCUGGGAUGAACAAAGGUAGCGCCGAGGGGGAGGAUGAAAUGUCAGAGUAG